AUGACGAAUUCAACAGAGAAAUGUAAAACUCAAUUGAAACGAAAACAAGUGGAUGAUGAUAUACCGGAUUCUUCGAUAUUCGAUAUUUUGGAAAAUGGCUUUCAGAUCGGAGAUAUGGUUUGGGCAAAACUUAAUGGAUUGACAUGGUGGCCAGCUUUUGUCUACGGCUGCUUUUCGGACGAUGGUAAUUACGUUAAAGUAAUAUCAAAACCUGGAUUACCGACGAAAAAGCAAUAUUUCAUCUACUCUUUUGGCUCUCAUUUCAAAUAUUUAUGGGUUCACGAAGCAUGUCUUCAUCGAUACGAAGGUCUAGACGAAUUUCUAGUAUAUUCAGAACAAAAGGCUAAACAAGCAUCAACGAAACAAGUUGAAGAGAAAAUACGUAAAAAGUUCAAAAUUAAUAUAUCUGAAGAAUUACAUCCAUUCUGGUAG
Messenger RNA from Adineta ricciae, 432 nucleotides. The record is from the annotation of a GenBank genome assembly. NCBI's taxonomy places the organism in Eukaryota, Metazoa, Rotifera, Eurotatoria, Adinetida, Adinetidae.